Messenger RNA from Oncorhynchus mykiss (rainbow trout), 1853 nucleotides. NCBI's taxonomy places the organism in Eukaryota, Metazoa, Chordata, Actinopteri, Salmoniformes, Salmonidae. The record is from RefSeq and is a predicted model, not a curated record.
AUCCAGGAGCGAUGCGGAGACAAUAGGACUGGAGCUAGAGAAGCUUGCGAAAGUGCUAGCGGUCAGCUGAGCAAUGCGAAUUUACCGCUAGACCGGGUGUCAACAGCACGAUAAGGUACAUUUGAAUGCAGACGGGGAAGAUAAAUUGUUAUAUUAGCCAAGCAGUUUAUGUGCUAUCAUCCUCACGAUUUGUUAUUUAUCUGGCGUGACUGGGCAGACUUCAGAGCCCUCGUAUAUUGAAUGCUGUGUGUUGCUGAAAAGCUGCCAGCCUCGUAAGGCAAGGAAAGGAUCAGUGAUACAAGCCGUUAGCCACCUCUCCAGUCCUGCCUGUGUGUCAGUCCCCUAAACCCGUCACCUGUUCCUGUCCGUCCCUUAACCCUAUCCCCCAGUACACCCCCUGACCUGGUCCCCAGUAUGAGUUCUUCUCCGCUGGGUUCCCGUGGCAACAUGGACAUUCUGGAGGAACUGCAGCUGAUUGCAGCCCAGAACCUGGAGAUGCUAGAGAUUAACAAGUACUAUGAUGUCAUCAGGGAGCUAGGCAAGGGCACCUACGGCAAGGUAGACCUGGUCAUACACAAGAUCAGAGGCACCAAGAUGGCCCUGAAGUUCCUGAGGAAGAAGACGACCAAGCUGAAGUCGUUCCUGAGGGAGUACAGCAUCUCUCUCUACCUCUCCCCCUGUCCCUUCAUCAUUAACAUGUUUGGGAUCGCCUUCGAGACUGACGACUACUACGUGUUUGCCCAGGAGUAUGCCCUGUCCGGGGAUCUCUUCGACAUCAUCCCUCCACAGGUUGGUCUCCCGGAGACCGUCGCUAAGCGCUGUGUGCACCAGGUUGCCAUCGCCCUGGACUACCUUCACUGUAAGAAGUUGGUGCACCGAGACAUCAAGCCUGAGAACAUCCUCAUCUUCGACCGCGAGUGCCGCAAGGUCAAAUUGUCCGACUUUGGCAUGACACGCCGCGCUGGCUCGCCGGUCAAACGUGUGAGCGGUACCAUCCCGUACACGGCUCCGGAGCUGUGCGACACGUCUCGCCACGAGGGCUUCUGCGUGGACUACAGCACGGAUGUGUGGGCCUUUGGCGUCCUCCUCUUCUGCAUGCUGACCGGUAACUUCCCCUGGGAGAAGGCCCUGCCCUCCGACUCCUUCUAUCAGGAGUUCACACGCUGGCAGAGGCGCCGCACGGGCACCGUACCCUCGCAGUGGCGCCGCUUCACAGAGCAGGCCCUCCGCAUGUUCCGCAGGCUCCUCUCUGUGGAGCAGGACCGACGCUGCUCCGUCAAAGAGGUGUUUGGCUACUUCAGCCACAGCUGGAUGCUGGAUGGAGACAGCAACGGGAACGGAGGAGGGGGUGGAGAGAGAGAGAGGGAGAGAGGAGGGGUGAGGGUGGAGGGGGAAGGGAGGAGUACGUCGUCCUCGUCUGGGGAGGACGAUGAAGACAUGCUGGUGGAGAGGAUGAAACAGCAGACUCUGUCUCCUCUCUCUCCUCUGUCUCCUGUGUCUGUGGAGAGGGGGACUGGGGGUACAAAGGCAGGGAUGAUGGAAUCAGGUGGAGGACACCAUUUUGUGUCUGUUUCCACCACCAGCUCCGUAUCCUCUACUAACAGCUAUGAACGCAUGCCCAGAGACAGCAUCAGCAACAACAACCAGCCUGCAGGGCGCAUGCUGGUGGCUACACCUAUAGAGAUCUGUGUCUGAGAGAUGUAUGUGCGAGACGGGCCUGAGAAGGACUGAAAUACUGCGUACAGUACACACACACGUACAGACACCUACACUCAUAUACACACACAUAUCCAUACAUACAUACAUUCAGAAAGUAUUCAGACCCCUUUACUUUUUCCACAUGUUGUUACAUU